AUGCCCCUGACAAAAUUAGUUCCCGAUGCAUUCGGCGUGCUGACCAUCUGUCUAGUCGCUCUGCUCAUUCUUCUCGGUCUCCUCUGCAUCGCCUACUCCUUCUACUUCCAGUCUCAAGUUCGUAAGCAAGGCUUUACACAACUAGGUUACUUCAGCGGUCCUUGGAUUGUCCGUAUCACUUUCAUUCUCUUUGCUAUCUGGUGGGCUGUUGGCGAGAUUCUCCGGUUGAGUUUGUUUAGGCGUCACAGAAGGGUGCUGACCGGUUUGGAUCUCAGAUGGCAAGAAAACGUCUGCAAGUGGUACAUCGUCUCCAAUCUUGGGUUUGCAGAGCCUUGCCUCUUUCUCACGCUCAUGUUUCUUCUUCGUGCUCCUUUGAAGAUGGAGUCAGGGGCUUUGUGUGGGAAAUGGAACAGGAACACUGCCGGUUAUGUUUUUCUUUGUUGUCUCCCCAUGCUUGCUCUUCAACUUGCGCUUGUUUUGUCUGAGUCACGCCUUAACGGUGGUAGUGGCUCUUUUGUAAAGCUGUCACACUACUUCACAAGAACGUAUACCCGAGUUACUUUUGAUCAUCAUGAGGUUGCUUUAUGCACGUAUCCUCUACUGAGUACCAUCAUCCUCGGUGUGUUUGCAGCCGUACUAACAGCUUACUUGUUCUGCCUUGGAAGGCAGAUACUGAAACUGGUGAUUAAUAAGCGUCUGCAGAAGAGAGUCUACACUUUGAUAUUCUCCGUCUCGAGUUUCCUUCCGUUGAGGAUUGCUAUGCUCUGUUUGUCGGUACUUGCAAGGGCAGACAAGAUUGUAUUCGAAGCACUUUCUUUCUUGGCCUUCUUGUCCCUCUUCUGCUUUUGCGUGGUUUCCAUUUGCUUGCUUGUCUACUUCCCGGUUUCAGAUUCAAUGGCCCUGAGAGGUCUAAGGGACAUGUAUGAAGAUGAUAGUAGGGCUGUGACUGAAGAACGUAGUGGUGCUCUGUUGCUUGCACCACAGAACGAGGAUAGCUUGAGCUUAACAGGUCGGAGAUCUUCUUCACAGGAGAGGUAUGUGGAGCUCAGCUUAUUUCUUGAAGCUGAGAACUAAAAUCGCCAAAAGCUGUUUCUUUGGCUUUUGGCAAUGGUUAUGUACAGAUUCCUGGUGAAACAAGCAUAUAGAGAGAGACUUAAGGAAUGUGUUUGCGCAAAAAAGCAUUAUUAUUCUGUUUUGUGGCAAAGACACUUUAACUGUAAAGGAGGGUUUGUUGUUUGAAAUGUUUUCUGCGUGAUGGAUCAUAUUUUUGUACCUUUAUUAUGUGAUCAGUUUUGAUUUAGAAAAACAAAACACAAAACCAAUGGAAUCGUCUAGAUCUCUCUCCUCUAGUUUUCUCCAACCUCUCUACAAACUCGGGUAAUCGGAUUUCGAUUUUGGUGACCGGCGGUUACAAACUCUGUUUUGUUUUGUUUCUAAAUACAAUCAUCGAUCUCUAGAUUGAACUAGUUUCCGG
Molecule: messenger RNA, 1474 nt
Organism: Eruca vesicaria subsp. sativa (arugula)
Lineage: Eukaryota; Viridiplantae; Streptophyta; Magnoliopsida; Brassicales; Brassicaceae
Source: the annotation of a GenBank genome assembly